Messenger RNA from Bombina bombina (fire-bellied toad), 6138 nucleotides. It is a transcript of the gene CLCN3, whose product is annotated as chloride voltage-gated channel 3. Gene Ontology annotation, molecular function: voltage-gated chloride channel activity. Lineage: Eukaryota; Metazoa; Chordata; Amphibia; Anura; Bombinatoridae. Gene Ontology annotation, cellular component: early endosome; Golgi apparatus; synaptic vesicle. The record is from RefSeq and is a predicted model, not a curated record. The transcript has 14 exons. Bases 165 to 2768 code for a protein of 867 amino acids. Gene Ontology annotation, biological process: transmembrane transport; chloride transport.
UAAGCGCAUACCCUGCUGAUCUGGGCAUUGUCUGUUUCUCAGCUGCCUUCUGUCAGUGUAUGCCGACGCAGUAAACAAGGGCCAGGAAGGGGAGGAUGCAGCAUUCCCUCCCCAGGGAGCAGGCGGCGCCCCUGGUGUGUUUGGACAGGUAGAAAAACAUCUAAAUGGAGUCGGAACAGCUGUUUCCUAGAAGUUACUAUCGCAACAGCUACAACAGUAUUACAAGUGCAAGCAGUGACGAGGAGCUUCUCGAUGGGGCUGGUGGCAUGAUGGACUUCCAUACCUUGGAAGAUGAUAACUUGCUGGAUGGUGAUGCAUCUGUUGGAACACACUACACAAUGACAAAUGGAGGAGGCAUUAGCCACAGUACUCAUCUGCUGGAUCUCUUAGACGAGCCCAUACCAGGGGUUGGAACCUAUGAUGAUUUUCAUACUAUUGACUGGGUACGGGAGAAAUGCAAAGACAGAGAGCGCCACAGACGGAUAAACAGCAAAAAGAAAGAAUCUGCAUUAGAGUUAGCAAAAAGCUUUUAUGAUGCCUGGUCAGGAUGGCUGGUCGUUACACUUACUGGAUUAGCAUCAGGUGCCCUUGCAGGACUGAUAGAUAUUGCUGCAGACUGGAUGACUGAUUUGAAGGAGGGGAUUUGUAUGGAUGCUUUUUGGUUUAACCAUGAACAAUGCUGCUGGGAAUCUAAUGAUGCAACAUUUGAGGAACGAGAUAAGUGUCCUCGAUGGAAGACAUGGGCUGAUCUUAUCAUUGGCCAAGCAGAAGGACCUGGAUCAUAUAUAAUGAAUUACAUUAUGUAUAUUUUCUGGGCUUUAAGUUUUGCGUUUAUGGCGGUUUCUCUUGUAAAAGUUUUUGCUCCAUAUGCUUGCGGUUCAGGAAUACCAGAGAUUAAAACAAUUCUAAGCGGAUUCAUCAUCAGAGGAUAUCUUGGUAAAUGGACAUUAAUGAUCAAAACUGUCACCCUGGUUUUAGCUGUGGCCUCAGGCUUGAGCUUAGGGAAAGAGGGUCCCUUGGUACAUGUUGCAUGUUGCUGUGGAAAUAUAUUUUCUUACCUCUUUCCCAAGUACAGCACAAAUGAAGCAAAGAAAAGGGAGGUACUAUCGGCAGCUUCAGCUGCAGGUGUAUCUGUUGCCUUUGGAGCACCUAUAGGUGGGGUUCUUUUUAGCCUUGAGGAGGUUAGUUACUACUUUCCUUUGAAGACUUUGUGGAGAUCCUUCUUUGCAGCCCUUGUAGCAGCAUUUGUUCUAAGAUCAAUCAAUCCAUUUGGUAACAGCCGACUUGUACUCUUCUACGUGGAAUAUCAUACUCCUUGGUACCUGUUUGAACUUAUACCUUUCAUUCUCCUGGGUGUGUUUGGAGGAUUGUGGGGAGCGUUUUUCAUCCGUGCAAACAUUGCUUGGUGUCGACGUCGUAAGACCACAAAGUUUGGAAAAUACCCAGUUCUAGAGGUCAUCAUUGUGGCUGCCAUCACAGCAGUGAUUGCAUUUCCUAAUCCCUAUACCCGCUUCAACACCAGCCAACUGAUCAAGGAGCUUUUCACUGACUGUGGGCCCCUAGAAUCAUCCAGCCUAUGUGACUAUAAGAAUGACAUGAAUGCCAGCAAGAUAGUGGAUGAUACACCAGACCGUCCUGCAGGCACUGGAGUGUACUCAGCCAUGUGGCAGCUGUGCUUGGCUCUUGUAUUUAAGAUUAUCAUGACUGUCUUCACGUUUGGCAUCAAGGUUCCUUCUGGUCUCUUUAUUCCAAGUAUGGCUAUUGGGGCCAUAGCAGGAAGGAUUGUGGGCAUUGCAGUGGAGCAGCUAGCUUACUACCACCAUGAUUGGUUCAUCUUUAAAGAGUGGUGUGAAGUUGGAGCAGACUGCAUCACUCCAGGACUGUAUGCAAUGGUUGGUGCUGCGGCAUGUUUAGGUGGCGUUACCAGGAUGACGGUCUCCCUUGUAGUCAUAGUAUUUGAACUGACUGGUGGACUGGAAUAUAUUGUCCCCCUCAUGGCUGCAGUGAUGACCAGCAAGUGGGUUGGAGAUGCCUUUGGUAGGGAAGGAAUCUAUGAAUCACAUAUACGCCUCAAUGGAUAUCCCUUCUUGGAUGCCAAGGAAGAAUUCACACACACAACUCUAGCUCGUGAUGUGAUGAGGCCAAGGAGGAAUGAGCCACCUUUAGCAGUUCUCACACAAGAUAACAUGACUGUAGAUGAUAUUGAAAGCUUAAUCAAUGACACCAGCUACAAUGGUUUUCCAGUCAUUAUGUCUAAAGAGUCUCAACGACUUGUGGGAUUUGCACUGAGAAGAGACUUGACAUUAGCCAUAGAAAAUGCAAGAAAAAAGCAGGAGGGCAUAGUUGGUAGCUCUCGGGUAUGUUUUGCCCAGCACACGCCAUCACUUCCUGCAGAAAGUCCACGCCCUCUUAAGCUUCGUAGCAUUCUGGACAUGAGUCCUUUCACUGUAACUGACCACACGCCAAUGGAAAUAGUGGUGGACAUAUUCCGUAAACUGGGUCUUCGACAAUGCCUUGUGACGCAUAACGGGAUUGUCUUGGGAAUCAUCACAAAGAAGAACAUAUUAGAACAUCUUGACCAUCUAAAGCAUCACGUGGAACCCUUGGCGCCUCCUUGGCAUUAUCACAAAAAAAGAUAUUCUCCGGCAUAUGGCCCAAAUGGCAAAUCACGACCCCGAGUUAAUAAUGUUCAACUGAACGUUAUCUCUGAGGAAGAUAGAGAGGAAACGGAAGAGGAGAUCAGCUUGCUACAGGACUCUAUGUCCUGAUGCGAGUAUAAGAGAAAACUGGAAGCGUUUUUUGUUACAAUCUAUUGCCUCCUGUUGCAACAUUUCCCUUGUGUUGGCAUUUAUGUGGAAAAAUAUCGACCACUACUUGUAACAAGAUGCAGGUUGUUUAUAAGUUAAAUUGGAACAGCUAAACCAUGCAGAAGAGCUAAGUUGUUGCAGGAGUGUGAGGUGUGUUUAUUUUCUCCCUAUGGUACACAAGGAAUGACUUUGAUUUGAGCCAUCUUUAUUCGAGACGUGCUACCCUUUCAUCACUGGAGAAAAUACUGUUUUUCUGAAUAAUAUGCUUUUGUACAUUCCAGGACAAAUUGAAUUUCCUUCUUUACCCCUCCUUCCUUACCGAAACUCAAUAAGAUAACUUUUAAAUAGAGAUGUCUCAUAUUGAGAUUUGCAAUUUUUCUUAAGCAACAGCAAACACAAGAGGUGUUUUCUUGUGCCAUACAACUUUUAGCUUGGUGCAGAUGUUCAGCAAAAUCAGCUAGUUCCUGCAGGAGAUACCAAUUUAAAAAGCUCACAGAAUUUGAACGGCUUCUGAUUUCUCAGUUUUUGCUCUGUAAAAUGAUGUGGUUUAUGCAACUUUAUUUUUGUACUGCUGGAGCCCUUAAUGUUUUGCAGUGUUAACACUAUUACUAUAAAGAUGGUUUGCUAAGACCCUGGCAGGACAUAGAGCCAUUUCUGUGGUUCAGUUUGCACAUGAAUUGCAAUUAAAAUCACCAACUUUUAAAUAUAUUGUGAUGCAGUUUGGAAUCAGUGAUCUUCUUGAGGAGUACAGGAAAUAGUUAUCAAGCAAUGUUUUCUCACUAUACAUGAAAAUGUGAAAACUCUGUGAUAUGAUCAUAUAUACAAAUACACUGGAAAUAUGUAAUCUACUUGAAGUUAAAAUUACUCAUUGCAUUUUCAGGGAGAAGGGUAAACCCACUACUAGAGGGGAGGUGUGACUUUAUAACUUGCACUAAAUGUACAUCUCAAAUCAUUGUAUUCAAUUUAAAAAAAAAAAUAUAUAUAUAUAUAUAUUUUUCCCCCCAUUUUAAAAUAAAUUGUAUUUAAUGUGAAAAUUGUGAAUACGAACAAUACAAUUAUGAAUUUAUUUUAGGUGGGCAGGCCUAUAUAUGUAUAUAUCUUUUUUAUGACUGAUUUGACCAAUAUGGAGAUAGCUCUACAUAUCUAGUUUGAGCACACAAAAAUUCAAAGGCUAAGGAAGAAGAGAUCCUUUUAACUUGUUCAUGUCUAAUCGCUUGACUCCAGUUUCAUUGGAUCAUUGAAAUGAUGAUUUGAAUAAGUGAUUUUGAAAGCUCAUAUCAACAAAAGCAUUAAGUGAGACAAAUGCUCAGUCAAAGGUGAAACCUAAACAAGGACAACGUUCUACAAUCCUUUAUGUAAGCAAUAAAACAUAGUAUGUGUUAAUAUUCUGCAAUGGUAGUAAUUGGUGCCUAUACUGCUUUAAAUUGCAGAGUAUUUCUCAAACCUUAUUUUAAUCACUUUACAUAACUAGAGUUCUUUAAAUGCCACUUAUUUAAAUGGAUGAUCAUUGUUAGUACUCCUGUAAUUGAUACAAAGGGUAUUUUGCUUGUAAUAAGUAUCUAGUACUUUAUCUUGAAACUGCCUUUAUAUUACAUUUGAAAAGUGAUAUUUUUUUUAUUUUAUUUUUUAAGAAAAAAGGUGCAUUAUUUGUUAUGGUUUAAGUGCCAUGAGAUGUCCUUUGUUAGCAUAUAGUUCACAUGACCUGCUAUAAUCAAUUUCAAGCACGCUAUAGCCAUUUUUAUUAGUUUGUGUGAGUAAAAUGACAUCAUUGGGUGAAUUGCCUUUUGAUAUUGCAGUAAGUUUUGGGAAUGUGGCUUUGGAGUUUAAAAUGACAAAAAACAGGAGCACAGAAAACUUAGCACAAAUGUAACCAUAUACAUGGAAGAACCUAUUUAAACACACAAACGGCUUAAUUACCCCUAUGCUCUCAUGAAGCUACCUAUUCCAAAACCUAAUUUUUUUUAUUUUUUACUACAUCUUAAUUUGAACUUGUAUGUUACAGGCAGCUUUAUUACGUCUUCCUUGUAAUCACAGCAUUUUUGUCAUUAAACAGUCUCAGGUAGCUAUUUUCUUUCUGUUCAUUCUGAUAAUACAUUGCUGAAGUCUUAACACUUUCUUCCAAAUUGUAUCAUCUAUUUAUGCCUUUUGAAGUAUCCAUGUAUUGCUAUAAUAUAAAUGCCUCUCCAAUGCAUUUACAUCAACGCAUUUCUAUAUAUGUAAAAAACAAUGUAGACAUGGCUUUUACAAAAACUAGCAAAAUACAUUUGAACCCAGCUGAACUUGGAUAAAGUUACUUUAGUGCUUUUGUGGGCAAAUUGCUGUGGAUUUGGGGAGCUUUUUUAACAAGGCAUUCAUUGUACUAUUUCUUGACAUAUUUGCAUCUUUUUAACAUAUUUUUUUUCCAUGAUCAUAUAAGAGAUUGAUGUUUAUUAAUUAUAAACAAAUAAGGUACCACUAAUAAAUACUAACUUUACCACCAAUAACGACUUUGUUACAUCUGGACAUUUGACAAGAACGUAUACUGAUAUGGUAAUAUUGAUUCUUACAUAAACAUUACAUUCCAGGUUUAUGAAUGCAACCAAAAAUAAACUAAUAAAUUUCACAUAAUUUCACUUUGUUUUGUAUAUUAUAUCAUUCUACUCCGUGUUCCUCUAACAAGUAUUACACAUGUUCUAUGUAGAACAUCUUUUGAAUAGCUUCCUCCAUGUGUGAGAAACCUUUUUUUUUCAGUCAGGACAAUAUGGGCAUUCCGAGGUACAAAUCCACGUUUAAAGAAAUUUGUUAGACAUUUUUUUUACCACACAGAGAUGUUUAAAUAAUGUUAAGUUAGUUGAGAAAAAUAAAAUCUUCAGUACUGCUUUAAUAUAUGCUGUGGCCAGAGCAAAUGAGUAAACUGCUGCCUGCCAGAAACAAUUAUAUCAGGAUUUAAAAUCUAAGAUCUUUAAAUAAUGACCAUACGUUGUUCAUGCACUUUUCAGUUUUAGUCUAGCAAAGCAUGACUAAGGAGUCCAUUGAACUUAUGUCGGCUCUUAUGUGUGAAUAGCAUUUCCUGUUUGUUAAAGAAUAUCCUUUUAUUAUGUAAUACUGGGCAGAGCCUUAAAAUAACUUACUAAAUGGCAUAGUUAAAGAUGUAUUUGCUUUUUAAUUUUAUUCAUAAGUCUUUUUAUGGGUUGAUGAAUGCAUAAUUCUAUAAUCAGUUGACGUUGACUAAAGCUGUAUUUAAUAUCGAUCUUAAUGUUUUUAUUUAUACUAGUAUGGUAGAGCUGCAUAUUAAUGUGUCAUGAUGACUGUAAUGUUUCAAUAAACAGGUAUUAAAGUCAUGUAUGAACAA